Molecule: messenger RNA, 681 nt
Organism: Knipowitschia caucasica
Lineage: Eukaryota; Metazoa; Chordata; Actinopteri; Gobiiformes; Gobiidae
Source: the annotation of a GenBank genome assembly
AUGGUCUCAGAGUUGGAACAGUCCUCAGACUCAGAGAAGUCGCUUCAUGGUCUCAGAGUUGAACGAGUCACCCUAACUCAGAGAAGUCGCUUCAUGGUCUCAGAGUUGGAACAGUUCUCAGACUCAGAGAAGCUUCGCUUCAUGGUCCCAGAGUUUAGAACAGUGUCCAGAAUCUCCAGAGAAGUCGCUUCAUGUGUCAGAGUUGAACAGUCUCAGACUCAGAGAAGUCGCUUCAUGGUCUCAGAGUUGGAACAGUCCUCAGACUCAGAGAAGUCGCUUCAAUGGUCUCAGAGGUGGAACAGUCCUCAGACCAGAGAUGUCGCUUCAUGGUACCUCAGAGGUGGAACAGUCCUCAGACUCAGAGAAGUCUGCUUCAUGUUCUCAAGAGUUAGAACAGUGUCAUACUCUAGAAGUCGCUUCAUGUGCUCCGAGUUGGAACAGUCGCAGACUCAGAGAGGUCGCUUCAUGUCUCAGAGUUGGAACAGUCUCAGACUCAAGAAGUCGCUUCAUGGUAUCAGAGUUAGAACAGUGUACAGACUCAAGAGAAGUCGCUUCAUGGUCUCAGAGUUAGAACAUCUCAGACUCAGAGAAGUCGCUUCAUGGUCUCAGAGUUCAGAACAGUCCAGACGGCAGAGAAGUCGCUUCAAUGGUCUCAAGCUUAGAACAGUGUCAGACUCAUAG